Messenger RNA from Microdochium trichocladiopsis, 1533 nucleotides. RefSeq names its product cytochrome P450. Bases 1 to 1533 code for a protein of 510 amino acids. Gene Ontology annotation, molecular function: monooxygenase activity; iron ion binding; heme binding. Lineage: Eukaryota; Fungi; Ascomycota; Sordariomycetes; Xylariales; Microdochiaceae. The record is from RefSeq and is a predicted model, not a curated record. The transcript has 6 exons.
AUGGACAUUUUCGACUUACUGGGCUCAUCGCCCUAUUUUGUCAAGCAGGCACUGAGCACAGGUGCUUCCGUAUCGCUCAUUGCGACCGCUCUAAUCCUCUCUUGCGCAGCUGUAUCCUCCACGUAUAAUGUUCUUGCACACCCACUACGGCCAAAGCUUUUCGCUGCGUCUCGCAUUCCGUAUAGCCUCAUGGUCCUGUCUGGCCAAUCCCACAAAAGGAUCCUGGCACUGCAUCUCAAGUACGGCAGGAUCGUACGGAUAGCCCCUGAUGAGUUGUCAUUUCUGGACGAAGCAGCCUGGGAGGACAUCAUGGGCCACAGAAAGCGAGGAGAAGGAGAGAACGGUAAGGAUCCGGAAUUCUUCAAGACUAUAUCGCACAGUGUUAUUGCGUCGGGCCGAGAAGACCACAGCAGAAUGAGACGCAUUCUCUCGCACGGAUUUUCCACUCGGUCCAUGCUCGACCAGCAGCCUCUCAUUACACAAUACGUCGAUCUCUUACUCUUGCGUCUCCAACAAAAUUGUCAAGACGGGACGGCCACUGUAGAUAUGACAGCAUGGUACAACUGGACGACCUUCGACAUCAUUGGCGACCUCGCCUUUGGAGAGCCUUUUGGUUGCCUAGAAACCACCAGUUAUCAUCCCUGGGUUCAGUUGAUCUUCGAGCGGAUCCGUGGCGCUUCUCGCAAUGUCAUGAUGAGGAAGCAUCGCUGGCUUUCUCCAUUGCUGCAAAGACUCUUCAUCACAGCCGAAGCGAAAGAAAGAUUCAUGGGUCAUUUGAAAAUCACCAAAGAGAAAGUCGCCCAACGUCUGGAAUACAAAGGUCAACGCCAUGAUUUCAUGGAGUCCAUGAUCCGCAAGGAUGGUAACUCUGUGCUCUCUAUGCCUGAAAUUGUUGACAACGCCAGUAUUCUGAUCAUCGCUGGUUCUGAAACCACGGCAACAGCACUUUCAGCCGCCACAUACUUCCUUGGGUCUAGCCCAGAUGCUCUACAUCGCAUCACUGAAGAGAUUCGAUCGUCCUUUAGCUCUGAGGAUGAAAUUAACCUUCUGAGCGUCCAGAGGCUCGAAUUCAUGCAGGCCGUCAUCAACGAGACUUUGCGCCUGUAUCCGCCUGUCCCUACCUCGAUUCCUCGCAUCAUCCAGCCGGGCGGAGAUUCUAUCUGCGGUCGGUAUGUCCCUGAGGGGACGACCGUUGGGAUCUGGCAAUGGGCACUUUACCACAACCCAAAUACUUUCACAGAUCCAGAAACAUUCCAACCUGAUCGAUGGCUCCAGGAUUCGAGUAUGCCUGAUGAGGCAAGAAAGACGUUUCAACCAUUUCACGUCGGUCCACGAAAUUGCAUUGGCAAGAAUCUCGCAUAUGCGGAAAUGCGUCUCAUACUUGCUAGGAUCCUAUGGUCAUUCGAUCUGAGAUUGGCCGAUGAUUGCGUACACUGGGUAGACAGGAGUGAGACAUAUUCACUCUGGAAAAAGCCUGCGUUGCCCGUCCAUUUAACUCCAAGGAAAAUGACCUCCCCGUCUGGUCGUUCUUGA